Molecule: messenger RNA, 1720 nt
Organism: Bufo bufo (common toad)
Lineage: Eukaryota; Metazoa; Chordata; Amphibia; Anura; Bufonidae
Gene: B4GALNT2
Product: beta-1,4-N-acetyl-galactosaminyltransferase 2
Exons: 10
Coding region: 89-1615 (508 amino acids)
Biological process (GO): UDP-N-acetylgalactosamine metabolic process; UDP-N-acetylglucosamine metabolic process
Cellular component (GO): Golgi membrane
Molecular function (GO): hexosyltransferase activity
Source: RefSeq, a predicted model, not a curated record
GUAUUCCUAGGAUUGUGCAUUUACCCUAGUUUUUACAUGCUUCUCAGCUGUUACUUCAGAAACACUUGGAGAACUCUGGUAUCAGAAAAUGAUGGUCGCUAGGAAAACGUUUUUGCCAACUCCUAUCAGAUCACCGACCUGUGUGAUCAUCCUGGGAAUUGUCCUGAUCCUAGGAAGUUUUGAGCUUGGUUUUAUUGUGAAGCUUUCCACAGCCUCCAGCCAGCCACAGACCCUGCCCGUUGUACAUGAGGCAGGGAGGGAACUGGAGCCUCUGGACGACAACAGCAGUUAUGAAGUCCCCUUCCAAAAGAGCAAGUGCACAUGUCCCUCCAAGCAACAAGGAUUAACCAUAUAUAAUCUCAAGGAAUAUUUGGCCAAGAGUGAUGUAGAAUUUGCACGAGACAGACGAGAGAAGGAAUAUAAACAUUACAAAAAAUUGGAACGCACUGAAAACAUUUUAAUAGCACCUUCAAAUUCACCAUUAAGAUACCCCAUCCAUGGAGUCCAAGUAAUGCCGCUCAACACAAUUAACCUGCCAGGACUAAAGAUUAAUACAGAUCUCCCAAAAUACACGGUAACCCUUGAGGCAUCUUUGGGAACCAUUGACUUUCUAGUAAAGAUAUCUGGUACUGAUGAGGUUCAGGUUCACGGCAGAGGAGAAAAACAUUUUACAAUAUCUACCAGCAACAUCCAUGUAUUAAAUCUGAUUUUGAAAUCUAUCACUUACACAAGCAUGAUGUAUGAUAUCGAUAGUCUGGAUAUUGUGAAAUUUACUUUAGGCGAACAUAUAGCACAGAUACCAGUUUUGAUCCGGCAGCCACCAAUUCCACGUUUACAGGACCCAGGACAAGGAAGAAAUAUUAGUGAUCUGGUCACCAUCACCACCAAGACCUUUUUGCGCUAUGAACAGCUGCGAACGAUGCUCAAGAGCAUACGCCAAUAUUAUCCUGACAUAAAGGUCAUUGUGGCUGAUGACAAUGAAAAGCCUGAGAAGAUUGAUGACCCCAAUGUAGAGCAAUAUAUAAUGCCAUUCGCAAAGGGAUGGUUUGCAGGGAGGAAUCUUGCUGUGUCGCAGGUGACAACCAAAUAUUUCCUCUGGGUGGAUGACGAUUUUCUCUUCACCAGUGACACUAAAAUUGAAAAUCUACUGGAUGUGCUGGAAGCAACUGACCUGGAUUUAGUAGGAGGAAAUGUUGCAGGAAACCAUUUUAGUUUCAAACUCAUUCUGGAAGAAGGUGGAGAGGAUGGUGAUUGCUUACAUUGGAGAGCAGGAGGCUACCAUACUAUUCCAGGCUUCCCUAACUGCGUUCUGACUGGUGGGGUGGUCAACUUUUUUCUGGCCCACACUGACCGAGUUCUAGGUGUUGGAUUUGAUCCAAAAUUAAGCCGAGUGGCACAUACUGAGUUCUUCAUAGACGCUUUGGGACGUUUGAGAAUUGGAUCCUGUAAUCAUGUUUCUAUUGGACACCAGAAAAAGAAAACUCCAAAAGAUAAAGAAUUAAUGGAAAAAAAUAAAUUGUUCAAUACAUUCCGGCAAGAUACUGCAGAGCAACAGAGGUUUAAGCUGGGUCUACUAUACUUUAAGAAUCGGCUGAGCUGUUUUAUCAAGCGUUAAUCUCCCAACAGCUGCUACCUUACUUGUAAAUCUCUACUAGUUUAUUUGAAGGAAGGAUGCGCUGUAUGCACGUGGAUUACAGCCUCAUACUUGAAAAAGGAGUGU